Biomphalaria glabrata is the source of this 2979-nucleotide messenger RNA. RefSeq names its product heat shock protein 30C-like. The coding region runs from base 408 to 1085 and encodes 225 amino acids. Gene Ontology annotation, molecular function: protein folding chaperone. Gene Ontology annotation, biological process: protein refolding; response to heat. Lineage: Eukaryota; Metazoa; Mollusca; Gastropoda; Planorbidae. The record is from RefSeq and is a predicted model, not a curated record. The transcript is spliced from 6 exons.
UUGAUGGGCGAUUGGGUGUGGGAAAUAUAACGUCUACAAAAUUUUUACCAGACAGAGUUAGUUAAUAUAAGCUUUGUAAAAACUAUCAAGUGUUAAGUAAAAGUUUUAUUUCCCCCCAAAAUAUUUACUCUCAUAAAACUAUCUAUUAAAAAAAUACAGAAGUUGGUCCUAAAUUAAUUAUUUCACCAGCAAAAAUAAUGUAAGAACCACUGAAAAAAAUAGAAUUUAGUUUGACAUCAUCCUCCCACUGCCAACUUGGACACUACAGAUAAGAAGAGGUUAAAUUAACAGACAAGUUCUGUACACCAUUACUGACAACAGUCUCUUGGUGAUGAGGAACAUUGUUCAACUUUAUUAAGCCUUAUCUAUCUACUAUCACAGGAUUAUAGCGUUAACAUCUAACAAAUAUGUCACUACCACGACAGGUGCCAGUUACCAUGGAGCCUAGCAGAAUGGAUUUUUCAGAUCCCUUCUUCAGGGAACCUACACUCUCUAGUUUCAGAGAUCCUGCUGUCUAUACAACAAGAGACCCAUACAUUCAUCAAAGUUUGGUCAGGGAUCCUAUAAGAGAUGUAUCAACUUAUCAACAACCAAUCAGCACAUUGCCUUUGGCCAGGUCAUUUUUCAACCCAGAACGUCAACUAAGUACAAUGGACACUGAGCUCCAGAGAAUGGCCACUGAGAUGAGGAGAAUGUUUAGUGAUAUGCAACAUCUCAUGCCAGCAGAUUCAAACCCAGACAACUGGAGAAUCAAGGAAAAUUUCUACCUAGACAACCCUGUACGCCAGGACCAGAAUUCUGGUCAACGAUUUUUCAGACUUCAGUUUGAUGUCAGACAAUUUAAACCAGAAGAAAUUUUUGUAAAAACAAUUGGAAAUCAACUGACCGUACAUGCCAUUCAUGAUGACAACCAAGAGGGCAAAUCUGUACACAGAGAAUAUAAUAGACAGUAUGUUCUUCCAAAGGAUUUAAACCCAGAGCUUCUAGUGUCAAAGCUGAACAGAGAAGGUGUUCUCACUAUUGAAGCUCCCCUACCAAUAACUGACACUUACAGGGAUAAGCUGAUUCCAAUCAAGCAUGAAUAGAUGUGUAAACCAGGAAUUAAAUGAGAAAAGAAGCUAGAAAAAUAAAACAUGCCAAAACUAAUUACAUGAAGCUAACUUGAAUGUUGUUUCCAAUAUUUUUAAGCUGAAAUGAAAGUGUAAGAGACUUAUCUUAAUUUCACAUUUUUAUUUCCAUAACCUUGAUAAUUUUUUACAAAGCUUAUAUCAACUAACUCUGUCUGGUAAAAUGCUUUUUAAAGUUUUAUCUCUCAUACCCAUUCUCUGAUCAAGUUGAAACUUUGCACAAUUAUUUAUUGGUCUAGACAAUACAUGAAUCAAUAAAAAAAAUUUACCAAUUAAUUACUAAUAAUUAAUUAUUUUGUUUAAUGCCAACAAGGGAAAUCAAUCCUUCAGUGUUUAAAGAUGUCAAUAAGCAUUAAAAAAGGGAAAUAACUUGUACAUUAUAUAUAUAAUUGUAAGUGCAAAGUUCUUCCCCUAAGAUAUGGCUUUGUUUGUAAAACAAGACAAGAAAAAUAUUUAAAAAAUACUUACAAAUAAAAAAAAGCUUAUACUAACUGUAAUUUAUCAAUUAGUUAGGAUCACUAAAAAUAAUAAAUCUGUGCAAUUAGAUAUAUUUUUACCAUAUGCUUUUGUUGAGAGCAAUAUCAUGCUUUAGCUUUCUCACUGCUCUAUGAUAUGAUCACUUGUGUGGGCAAGUUGGGAAGGUGGGGGGCAGAAAGAAGGGUAGGGGUCUGGAUGAAGCCUCCUUAAGCCGAUACACUAACCACAGUGCCAGCAAAGUGCUUAUGAAAACAGAAUGUUUCAUAGCUAUCUAUCAAAAUAUAAAGGUCACUAAUUCAACAUAUAACACUAUAUCUUUCAAGUACAAUUUCUUUCCCUUGUUUGAUGACAAUCAAAUGAAUAAUUACCAAAAAUUAAUUAGCUAAUUGUUUAAUAAUUUCUUUUAUUGAUUCUUGUUUUGUCAGGUGUAAGAAACAAUUGUGCAGAAUUUCAACUUGAUCCAAGAAUGGGUGUAGGAGAAAUAACGUACAAACUUUUGACCUGUCAGACAAAAACACUGACAGAGUGAUAAGCUUUGUAAAAAGGAUUUUUUUGUUCUUGCUUUAAACCCUCAACUAGCAGCCAAGAAUGGGCAGAAAAUAAGAUACUUAUUUUGAAAGUUAAUGUCUAUAUAAUAUGCAAGUUGGUUGCCACUACCAGCUAGAAGUGAUAAGCACUGUAAUUCAACAAUGGUUAUUACUGUUUUAACAGCUGUUCUAAAUUAAUGCCUGUUUAAGCAUUGGUAAUUGAUACACCUAAUUUUUAAGAAUUAUUAUUAUUAUUAUUAUCUAAUUUGUGUGUAUGCUAAUUUUGAUUAUCAAGAACAAUGUAUUAUUGUUAGAGAAAAUGCCUGCUAUUGUCAUGUUUUUUUGUUUUUUUUAUUUAUAUAAAGGCCAUUAAUUGAGUAGUUACUAAUUUCUCUGUAUAUUCACUCAAGAGAGAAAGUCUAUUGUCUGGCUUGAUCAUGGUCUAUUUCAAAUUGUAUCCAUUCCCAUUAUUUUUUUUUUUACAAUCAUAAUCAUUCAAUUUUUACUUUACUUCUCUCUGUCCUUCUUUAAACAAAACUUUAUACAUAAAGGAAUUUAUAAGCCCAUUGAAUUGUUCAUACUAAUGGAUUUAUAAACAAGGAUCACUUAAGACACAUAGUGUCACAGUAUGAGAAACAAGUUUGCUUUUUUUUUGUGUUCUUGCCAAUUUACAUUCCUGUGAUCACAUGCAAUCAGAUGCCAUGGAAUUCUAACUUGCUAAGCUUUUCACUGUAGCUUAUCAUUUGAAUUAUUUCCACUUUAGCUUAAUCAUUUAUUUUCUUUUUACUAAAGAUUAAUCUUAUUACUUCUGUAAUGUAAUAUUUAGAACAAUAAACUGCUUUAUCUAA